UCGCCGCCGGCGGCCAUCCUCCUCCGCCUCUCCCCGAUGGAGCCGCGCCCGCGCGCGCGGCGAGAGGUGGCGUAGGGCGACCAAUUUGGCCGGUGUAUCCUCGCACGACUCGCCAUUCCUUCUCGUCCAGGGGCAGGGUAUCGUGCUUUAGCUAUCGGUGUGGACGUGUGGUGCUCUAGCGGCGAGUUCUCAACUUCAGAGUAGCGAGCUGUGAGGUUGCCUGAGGAAGCUUAGGAGUCAGGAGGUUGGUGGGGGUGGGGUGGUUCUGGGAUCGAUGGACGACGGCGCAACCGAAGGUGAUGUGUCCGCCGACCGUGUCAUUGCUGAGUUGCUCGACAUGGGGUUCGAGUUCGACAAGAUCAGCCAAGCAAUCGGUGUGGUCGGCCCUCGCCGCGCCGAUGUGCUGGAGUUUGUGUUGAGUGAUUCAGGCAACGGGAGAAGGAAGCCGAGUAGGGAAUCACAAGGCCGGCAUUCUGUCUCAUCUAAUGCGGAAGCGUGCUCGAGUGGCCGACAUUCUGUCUCAUCUAAUAUGGAAGCGCGCUCGAGUGAUGAUGGGAAUAAAUUGGCUAAUCGCAGGAGAAGAUUAAAGCAGUUGAGCAUUACUGAUCAUCUUGCCUCGAAUACUGGCUGUGAGAAGGGAUCUUGUGGUGAGAAAGCUAUUACAUCGUAUCCCUAUUUAGUGGCUUCCAAUGAUCCUGGAGUGCCAAUCAGUGAUGAUAUGUGUUCUGCAUUAAAGCCUGAAUCUCAGGUUUUGCUUGCUAAUUCAAGAACUGAGUCUGACCGCAGAGACAAAAUUAGUCUUGUUCUGCAGAAGCACUUUGGAUUUUCCUGUGUGAAAGGAUUCCAACAGGAAGCUUUGGAUGCUUGGUGUGCUCACAAGGAUUGUCUUGUUCUAGCAGCAACAGGCUCAGGAAAAUCCCUUUGUUUUCAGAUCCCGGCUCUUCUAACUGCAAAGGUUGUGGUGGUGAUUUCACCCUUGAUUAGUCUAAUGCACGAUCAGUGUCUGAAACUUGCAAAGCAUGGGAUAUCGGCAUGCUUCCUUGGUUCAGGGCAACCUGAUAGCCGUGUUGAGGGCAAAGCAAUGUCUGGCAAGUACAAGAUUAUUUAUGUUUGCCCUGAGACAGCAUUAAGACUUAUGGAACCAUUGAAGAAACUUGCAGAAAAUCCAGGGAUUGCACUUUUUGCCAUUGAUGAGGUUCACUGUGUUUCUAAAUGGGGCCAUGAUUUUCGACCUGACUACAGGAAAUUGUCUGUUCUCCGAGAAAAUUUCAGUUCCAGCAAAUUGAAGUUCUUAGAGCAUGAUAUUCCUUUGAUGGCAUUGACUGCUACUGCUACCAUUCCUGUAAGAGCAGACAUUAUCAAGUCGUUGAAAAUGUCUGAGCAUACUGUGAUUGUCUUGACAUCUUUUUUCCGGCCUAAUCUCCGAUUCACUGUAAAGCACAGUAGAACCUCAGCCUCCGCGUAUGGAAAGGACUUCCGAGAACUUAUAGAUACAUAUAGCAAUUCAAGGAAUUUUAUGGGGAAGAAACAGAAAGCUCUUCAUGAAAUCAACCCUGAUUCUGAGAGUAGUUCAUAUGAGUCUCCAGAUGAUACUAUGUCAGAUGACGAAGAUACAUAUGUUGACUCCACGAGCCAUGUAGAUAAUAAUUUUGAUAAAACUAAAGUUGGCAUGCCCUUGAGAAAUGAGAAUGCUGAAAAUGAGUUGGAUGUAUAUCCAGGAGUAGAUGAUUUUGAUGUUACAUGUGGAGAGUUCCUCGAGUGCACACAGCCUGAGAACUUUGCAUCUUCUUCUCAAUCCAACAAAACUAGUUCCAGUUCCUCAGAAAUUGUUGAUCAAGGCCCUACAAUUGUUUAUGUACCCACAAGGAAGCAGACUGUGGAGCUAGCGAACUAUUUGUGCAAAACCGGUCUCAGAGCUGCUGCAUAUAAUGCAAAGAUGCCUAAAUCACAUUUGAGGCAGGUGCAUGAACAGUUCCAUUGCAAUGCCUUGGAGGUUGUGGUAGCUACCAUAGCAUUUGGCAUGGGAAUUGACAAAUCAAAUGUCAGGAGAAUUAUUCACUAUGGUUUCCCGCAGAGUUUGGAAGCAUAUUAUCAAGAAGCUGGUCGUGCUGGUAGAGAUGGGAAGUUGGCAGAUUGCACUCUGUAUUGUAACCUUAUGAGAGCACCAACACUCCUUCCUAAUAAAAGAAGUGGGGAACAGACAAAAGCAGCAUACAGAAUGCUACGUGAUUGCUUUCACUAUGCUUUGAACACUUCAGUAUGUAGAGCCAGAAUAUUAGUAAAGUACUUCGGGGAGGAAUUUGGUCCUGAUCGAUGUCACAUGUGUGACAUCUGUAUUAAUGGCCCUCCUCAAAUGCAUGAUUUCAAGGAAGAAGCAGUUGUGUUUAUGAAUGUUCUCCAAGCUCAAAGUAUCCAGGGACAACCAGCCGAAGAUAUGGGCUGCAGCAGUAUACCCCGUUGUAUAUCUGGAAGGCGAAGGUUUGGGGAGGUUCCUAAUUUCAGGGUGGUGGUCAGUUAUAUAAGGGAGAAGUUCCCUAGAUUUGCCACAACCGACAGAAUAUGGUGGGAAGGCCUUGCUCGUAUAUUAGAAGCCAAGGGAUACAUACAUGACGCUGCUGAAACUCCUCGUGUUUUAAUCCAGUGCCCUGAGCUGACAGAGGCCGGACUGAACUUUUUGAGUUCGCAAUCAGAAGAGGAAGGUUUAUAUGCAUACCCUGAUGCAGCUAUUCUAUUGGCAAUGAAUGACCCAAAACCUAUCUCUACAUCCUCCGAGUGGGGCAGGGGUUGGGCAGAUCCUGAGAUACGCCGCCAGCGUUUAGCAGGCAAGAAAAUGGGGAGAAGAAAACGAAAGAGGCAUUCUCGGAACCAGUCUACAGGUUUCACAACUGCAAAACAGAGAUUAGCUGAAAUACUCUCAAAACGCAGAAGAUAAUACAGAAACUGAUGAGAUGCUGGGAUGGCAAUUAUUCACCUAAAGCCUGGAUGAGAUGAAUGCAUAGUACAAUUCAACUCAGGGGUGCACUUCUUUCUUUAUUAUUGGGCUCAUGACCGCCAGAGGAAGAAGCAGGAUAUGUUACUUGUUUGAUUUUAGUUUGAUUUACACAACCUUUGUGAUUAUUUGCUGCAAUUUUCAUGUGAUGUGGCAUGAUUUUAUCUCAAGGAAACAAUAUGAUGUAAAGAAAAUGGAUGGGGAUUGUACUGCACUGUUUUAGCAACCCCUCUGAACAAGAAUUUCUUGAUGUGAUUUUAAGGAGGUGGAUCUGUGGAUCAUGGAGUGCCAAACUGGAACCUGCUUUCCGCUAUGGAUGGAUGGUCCAGUUAACUCCAAGUGUGAGGAAGAUAUGUCUAUAUCUGACAAGGUGAUUCUGUUGUCUACUGUUGUCAUACUGUUCACUUGCCUGAGAUGAGAAUUGUUAGGUGCUGAGUUGCUAAUUGCUGAGUCCAAAUUUUUUUUUCAAAAACAUCCCAUCGAAUCUGUUGACACCUAAAUAAAGCAUUAAACAUAGAUAAAC
Molecule: messenger RNA, 3512 nt
Organism: Oryza brachyantha (malo sina)
Lineage: Eukaryota; Viridiplantae; Streptophyta; Magnoliopsida; Poales; Poaceae
Product: ATP-dependent DNA helicase Q-like SIM
Exons: 17
Coding region: 275-2932 (885 amino acids)
Biological process (GO): double-strand break repair via homologous recombination
Cellular component (GO): nucleus; cytoplasm; chromosome
Molecular function (GO): ATP binding; four-way junction helicase activity; nucleic acid binding
Source: RefSeq, a predicted model, not a curated record